Molecule: messenger RNA, 606 nt
Organism: Eufriesea mexicana
Lineage: Eukaryota; Metazoa; Arthropoda; Insecta; Hymenoptera; Apidae
Gene: mRpL49
Product: mitochondrial ribosomal protein L49
Exons: 3
Coding region: 20-580 (186 amino acids)
Biological process (GO): translation
Cellular component (GO): mitochondrial large ribosomal subunit; ribosome
Molecular function (GO): structural constituent of ribosome
Source: RefSeq, a predicted model, not a curated record
CUUAUUUACUGAAGUCAAAAUGGCUGCCCUUCGGUUUUUCACACGUUCCAAACUUUCAACAAUUAUUCCUCACUCUUUUGGCGAGCAUAAUUCAUUGAGUAGAAUUUUACCUACUAAUACUCAGAAAAGAUGUGGAAGUUUUAGAACUUCACCACAGUAUAUAGAUUCUACUAAAUUUACGGAUUAUAAAAUAACAAAAGAUCCACAAGAAUGGGAAUAUAUACAACGUUUACUUAAACCAAAAACUAUACCUGUCCCUUGCUUAGAAAAUAAAGAUUAUCCAUCUGGGUGGAAACCACCUGUUGCUAAACCACAAGUUCAUCCAUACUAUAUACAGCGUACAAAAAAUUAUAUGCAACCAGUAUAUCUUGAAAUUUUUCAUCGUGGAUUGCGAAAAAUAACUACUGUGCGAAAAAUUUAUGGAGAUAUUUGGGCACUUGAAUCUGCAUUAAAAGAAUAUAUAGAGAAAAGAGUCCAGAAGCCAAUUGGUGUUCGUACUAAUGAACUCAUAGGUGAGAUUCAAUUUAGAGGAGAUUAUGUGAAUCUUAUCAAAAUGUGGAUGGAUGAAAAAGGAUUUUAAAUAUUGUAGUAAUUUACAUGCAGACA